Austrofundulus limnaeus is the source of this 3546-nucleotide messenger RNA. It is a transcript of the gene entrep2, whose product is annotated as family with sequence similarity 189 member A1. NCBI's taxonomy places the organism in Eukaryota, Metazoa, Chordata, Actinopteri, Cyprinodontiformes, Rivulidae. The record is from RefSeq and is a predicted model, not a curated record. Bases 508 to 2928 code for a protein of 806 amino acids. Gene Ontology annotation, cellular component: membrane. The transcript has 12 exons.
CGUCUCCUGUCCGGACUCCACACGGUUCUCCUCCUGUUCUCCUCCUGUUCUCCUCCUGUCUCUUCAUCCUCCGAAGGCUCUCAUCUUGUUCCGCAGCUCCGGUUCUGUUCGGGUUGUUCGAGGAGCCGCAGAACAGAACCGAGGGUGACAAUGGGCUGUUUGACAGCAGCGUGACGCGUUUGAGGCUUUAUUUUUAUUUUAUUUUAAUUAUUUUUUUCURGAUUUCUGCGGAAUGGAUUCGUCUCCAGUCGACUCCAGAGGCUGACUGGGCACACUGGYCACACUGGGCACUUUGUGUGGGAGUGAUGGUCGACCUGCGGCUCUGUGCUCACCUCUCUCCUCCCAUCAGCCGCAGCUCUAAUUGGAGCAUCUUUAAUUGGACAUCCUGACUCACGCCGCCGCCGCCGCUGGAUGCUUUUGUUCUGGUUCUGCUCACCUGCGUUUGUUGAAACCAGCUCCUCCCUUUAUUUCUUUAUAUUUUAAUCAUUUUUCUUGGAGAUUGGAAGGAUGCCGGUGAACGCGCUGCCCAGCGGCCCGGGCUCCCUGAGCCCCGCGUCGCUGUCCCGCAGCCUGUCCCGACUGAGGGAGUACCGCACACGGACCAGGAUCAUGCUGGCCCUGGGGGUCUCUCAYAUGGUCCUGGGGAGUCUGAUCCUGGCGGUCAGCUUCGCGGCUCUGGCUCUCACCACUUCCCCCAGAGUCCGGCACUCCUGUCCGUUCUGGGCAGGUUUCUCUGUUCUGCUCUCCGGACUCAUCGGUGUGGUGUCAUGGAAGAGGCCGCUGUCGCUCGUGAUCACAUUCUUCAUGCUGUUGUCUGCCGUCUGCGUGAUGCUCAACCUGGCCGGCUCCAUCCUCUCCUGCCAGAACGCUCAGCUCGUCAACUCUCUGGAGGACUGUCAGCUGUGCGGAUGUGUGUUCCCCCCUCCUCACCCCCAGAUCAAGUUCGACAGCGACGGGGUGUGCGUGUGCUGCGAGCUGCAGAAGCAGAGCUCCAGCUGCAGCAACCUGGGCGAGACGCUGAAACUGAACCCGCUGCGGGACUGCAACACCAUACGGCUGCGCCUCAAGGAGCUGCUGUUCAGCGUCUGCGCUCUGAACGUCAUCUCCACCAUCGUGUGCGCUCUCGCCACCGCCAUGUGCUGUAUGCAGAUGGUGUCGACCGAUGUGCUGCAGAUGUUCAUGCCYCACAGAGCUCGAGCCUUAAACGCGGAGUGCAUGACUCCCCACGGAACCAUCCUCCAUCAAACACUGGACUUCGAUGAGUUCAUCCCCCCCAUCCCUCCCCCUCCGUACUACCCCCCAGAGUACACCUGCACCCCAUCAAUGGAUGGACAAAGAGGUCUACAUCUGGACUUCCCCCACUCCCCCUUCAGUGCCAUCUACGGGGUGCCUAUCAACAGCCCAGGAACCCUUUAUCCCACUGACCUGCCCCCUCCGUACGAGUCUGUGGUGGGUCAGACCCCUGCCAGCCAGGUGACCACCAGCAUCGAACAGCAGGCCACUGAGUCCAGUCUGUGUGAGAGAAACACCACUGCAGGGCUCAGCACGCAGGCCUCAGUGGACAGCGCGUCCCUGAUGGUGUCAGAGGUGGUAGACCAGGACCAGACCUGCUCCUCGGAGGACCUGUGCUCCCUGGAGGUCCAGGGUUCUGACUCCUCUCCCUUCGGCACGAUGCAGACGGCCCGCACCGACGGGAGCUGCACCAGUUUGGAGCUCUACACCCGCGUCUCCUCUCGCUCCCUCCGUGGUCUGCCCAACGCCGACGCCCYCCCCAGCGACACCGGUUACAGCGAGUCCUCACACACCCAGGACUCGCUGGAACGCUCACCGGACUGGUCCUCAGAGAACUUUAGCAACCUGGACCAGGAAGACUCAGCAGAGAACACGCAUCCCUGCGAGGAACUCAGGGCCGCCCUGCACAUUUGUGACGAGCUGGCCUCGGCCAAACAUUUACCGGAGGAGCCGGCGAAGGCGCCGACACAUUCUCUUAUUAAAGCGCGGAUGAUGAGCAGGAAGCUCACCCUUCCGGUCGUGAUCCCCCCACCGCCGCAGCCUUGCUCCCCCACCUCUGUGGCCUCUUCUGGUGGAACUUCAGCCAUCAGCCCCUUGGCUCCCUCCCCUUCUCCGUCCCCCCCUGCCAGGCCGCGGGGCGCCAGGCUGUGCUUCAGCGUUUGGUCGCCGUCUUCAUCAUCGCAGCCCCCAGCUACCUCAGCCCCGAGCAGCCAGUCCCCCUCAGAGAGGCCUCGGACCCUCAGAGCAGCCAGGAGGUACCGCAAACUGGCACGCAUCGUCCGCUCCACCAGCGACCCCAUCUCCUGCUCCACCACCACAGGAAGACAAAAUUGUGUUUGCAGCUCUGGAAAUAAUCCAGCUGCUGAAAGUUUGACUCGUGUAACUCCAGAACACGAGCCAAGAGACAUCUCAGCAGAAGUAGUCGGGCCCAAACCCACUCGUGCGCCCUUCGCAAAGCAGCAGAAGGACGGCAGGAAACCUGAUGUCCACCUCAAACCCCGACCGCCGUACACACACUCCCCACACGAGCGCCCGCACUCGCUGGCCGACCUGAAGAUGUACAAAGACACGAAAAUAUUAGUGGCCAAAUUCCUGGAGCACUCCAGUUGCAGUCUACCUCCUGAAGUCCAGCAGGUUGUCAACAACAUCAAGUGUGUCAUUAAAUCCGACGAGAAACACAUGGAGGAGGCCAUCUUCAGUGCCAACGUCAUCGAUCAAAUGAUGAUUCAGCACAUCAUCGGCGGGCCCAGGAACCGCGACCACGGGGACCUUCAUCUGCAGAGCUGCGGCGCUUUGAGCUCGUCCCCGUCCACGAGCCGUUCAAAACACCUGCCCCAGAAACACAGCUCCUCCGCCGACCCACGGGCCUCCCCCUGCUCCGAACGCAGCCUCGAGUGCAAAGAGACGAUUCUCUGACCACUCUCCCAACAAGGACUGGGGUCAAACCUCCAGGGGUUCUCUGGUGGUCCUGUGCAGCUGAUGUCUGUAAAGACGCUCCUCAGACCUGAUGGGACUGUGUCUCYUUCAGUGCGACUGCAGACUGAAAUGCUGUCGCGCUUCUCGUAUAGUGCCCUGUGAGACCGUGCCAAGGCAUCAGCAGAAAUGGUAGCAAACUCUGACGGAGCCUGCCAGCAUCUGCGGUGGCUUCUCUCUCAUCAGAAACAACCAGAAGAAUGUGUUCUCCUUCAGGGGAUUGCUUUUUGUUGGUUUUCUUUUUACUGAGUUUCAUCUCUUUUAUUAAAAGAAACAACGCACAGCUGGUAAGUUUGGAUGUCAGUGAUGGAAAGACAAAGAAAACACCAUUAUGUUUUUUUUCCUCUUGUCCUCAUGAGAAACAAAGAAAAAUGUUUGCAUUAAACUGUGAACUGAACCAGCGGGGCUUUCUUUGCCAUUGUUUGCAGACUUUGUGGAAUUGUUCUUGAUAAGGUGGUGAGUAUUUUGUGGUUCAGUAACAACACAAAUGUGGAUAAAUUGACUUACCUCAUUGUGUUACAAUUCUUUUCAGUGUUACAAUAAAAAAAAUAUGCAUUUGUA